UUGUAGUGAACGGCAAAUCGUCAUCUCUCACGACAAAAGUUGUUUGCCGAUUUUGGUUUAUUUUGGAGUAAAUACGUGUUCGACACAAAAAUGUUUACUCUCUGGACGCUAAUUGAAGCCUCGCUGCUUUGUUUAAACGCAGUGUGCAUUCUUCACGAGGAGCGUUUUCUGGCUAAGUUUGGCUGGGGACGACAGGCAGGCCACCAGAAUUUUGGAGCACCCACGGCCAAGGAUCAGGUUCUUAAUCUUAUCCGUUCCAUACGCACAGUGGCCAAAAUUCCGUUGAUAUUUCUUAACAUAAUCGCGAUUAUAUUUAAACUAUUACUUGGUUGACAUAGAAUCUAAUAUAAUAAAGUACCAUAAAGCUUUUGUA
Molecule: messenger RNA, 373 nt
Organism: Drosophila ficusphila
Lineage: Eukaryota; Metazoa; Arthropoda; Insecta; Diptera; Drosophilidae
Product: immediate early response 3-interacting protein 1
Exons: 3
Coding region: 91-333 (80 amino acids)
Biological process (GO): endoplasmic reticulum to Golgi vesicle-mediated transport
Cellular component (GO): COPII-coated ER to Golgi transport vesicle; Golgi membrane; endoplasmic reticulum membrane
Source: RefSeq, a predicted model, not a curated record